This is a messenger RNA of Anisakis simplex (herring worm), 333 nucleotides long. The record is from the annotation of a GenBank genome assembly. NCBI's taxonomy places the organism in Eukaryota, Metazoa, Nematoda, Chromadorea, Rhabditida, Anisakidae.
AUGAGUGACGACAGCUCCACAGAGGGGAGUUCCAGUAAAGUCCCACUUAAACGAUUCGGAUCACCUGUGAAUGGCGGCCGACUGGAUGGAACGCCGAACAAGAAGCGCGCAAAGAAACAGUCGGAAUCCGAGCUGGCUGUCUUAUCUGGUGACGACAACGCGGAGCAACAGGCAACAAGUCAACCGCCUCGAAUAUCUCCUGGAGAAAUGUUGACAAUCGUUCAAAAUAUUAAUCAGCAUCUGCAAAAGAACAAUUCACUUCGUAAACGUCGUUUCUCAAGCUUUACCGACUACGACUCUUUCGAUCUCCCGGCUAAUAUCUCAAGCGAGUGA